Molecule: messenger RNA, 1892 nt
Organism: Cokeromyces recurvatus
Lineage: Eukaryota; Fungi; Mucoromycota; Mucoromycetes; Mucorales; Mucoraceae
Exons: 3
Coding region: 50-1849 (599 amino acids)
Source: RefSeq, a predicted model, not a curated record
AGUGUCCCUUUUUUUUAAGUUUAAUUAAUUUAACAAAAUAAAAAAAAAAAUGUCUAGUGAUAACGGAAGAGGAAUUAUACGUUUACCGAUAGAACAAGAUGAUCAGCAUUCACUAUUCUCGAGAUCAACUUUAAGAUGGUCAAUACCAUGUUGUAGUUCAGUUCAAUUAUUGAAUACAAGGAGCAGAGCAAUUCAGUUGUCUGAAGAUUCCGAUGUGGAAUGUGAAGAUCACUAUCCUGAAGAGUUCAUCAUUCCAACUGAGAUUACAACUUAUUCGGAGAAUAAGGCUAGAGCUAGGCAAAUCUUUUUACAACAUCAAAAUAGAAACUAUUUGCCCAUUCAUCUUUUUGUCGAAGCAGAUGCUAGUCAUAUUCAAAAUAGAUAUGAAGGAAAUGCUCACCUAGAAGAGGAACAUCAGCAUGAUUUUGUAAAAAAUGUUCACCAGCAGACUUUACAUUUAGGCGAGGAAGAACUUGUGGGUCUAAACCAAACUGCAUUGAGAAAAUACAAUCUUGAAUCUGAUGAUACGGAAUCAGGAGAUAGUUUUAAAUUUAAAUUAUGCAGUGACAAAGACGAUAGUUCUCUUACUAAUUUACAAUCGCUAUCCUAUGUUAAAACUACACCACCGUUAGAAAUGAUAAUACCAAAUGAUAAUAAAAGUCAAAGAAGAUCUAUAAUAGACAGCAAAGCUCCGCAAAUAGAAGAAACUGUGCUACAUCAUCUUCCUUUACCAAGACUUUCUCAAGAGAUACCCCAGAACAUGAUUCACCAAAAGCUUUUGUUCGAUAACUCAAUAAACGAUAGUGACCUUUUAACAUCCACCACUCAAGUCAUAGGCGAUAAAAGUUCUAAACUAUUUCCUAAAACAGAAGAAAGAAUUUUAGCUUGUAAUAGUAAAGACGAUAAAGAAGAACAGCAGAUUGUCAUUGAAGAUAAAAUUAAAAUAGGUAGUAAAGUUGCAAUAGUUGAGCAAGUGCAAGAUUUAGGAACCAGUACUUCAAUAUCAUUGGAAUCAUCAAAGAAAGAAGAACUAUUAUCUAGUAAUCAAAGAAUAUUAGUUGCGUCAAAACCAACAAUGAAUGACAAUGAAAAAUCCAGUAAUGUUGAGAAAAAAGAAAGAAAGCUCUCUAUAGUAGCUACAGCAGCACAAUCCAUUUUGGGUGACAAAUUAGAAGAUUUUACAGAAAAAUUAGCUUUUAUCAAAAAAACUAUUAUAAUGAAUAUAGAUUCAUCUGAUGAUGAAGAUGAGCUUAUGAGUCCUGAAAACCAAAAGAAAAAAAUAAAUAAUAAUAAUUUAGUAAAAAAUACAAACAGUUGUAACAGUGAAAGCAAUCUAGAGCAACAUCUGUCUGUAGUAACGGCUCGUAAAAGGACAGGCUCCAUUAUAGAUGUAGCACCUACCAUUACAAAGCUAAUCAAUCAGAUUGGUAAUAGUUUGAAUAUUAGCGAGGACAGAUCUCCAGCUCGUAUUCUCCCUUCAUCUCACUCCUCUGAAUUAUCCUCUUUUUCGCCUUCUUCUUUAUUUACAGCAUUUGCAGGCUCCCCGACAUCGGCUAUAUCAAAGAAGACACAAGAGGAAAAGAAAAAGGAUAUUAUAAAAGAAGAAGAAGAAGAAGAGGAUAAAGAACUAUUUGAUUUUACAAAAGUUAUUGAGAUUGGUAAAAAUGUUCGACAUUUUAGUGAAGGUUUUGUUGAAAAUGGGUUUCGUAUUUUUUCUGAUGUUGCUACUCGAGUGAAGACUUCAGUUGACAUAAAAGAGCCAGAUUAUAUUUUAAAGCAAGAAAAUAGUAGCACUUCUACUAUUUCAUCAAUGAAUAAUGAUGAAGCAUGGAUGCAUAAUUAUCUAUAAUAUAAAUUGUUUAUUCAAUAUGACUUUAAUAAUUAAUUAUCAC